GGGAUCUAGGGCGCGAUUCUCGCGGAGGCAUCGUUCAGCCGUCAAGGCGGCAGAGGGAGAAGAAGGGUCCCAAAUAGCCGCCCAGCUCAGUCAAGGAUGUUGCGUUUGCAGGGACCUCUACUACUCAAACACAGGAGACUGCGACUUUACCAAUGAUUGCACUGAGCGACGGAAAGAAGCGUGUUGUUUACCGGAUAAACGAAGCGAAGGAAAAUGUCUGGUUGGAUGAGGAGCCCGCCGCCGCUGCUGCUGCUGCUGCUGCUGUGUGGAGUUCAAGCUCAAGUAGAAAACCGGGUGAUUUUCCUGCCGGGAACGUUCCAGAACGUGAGCGUCUCCCAGAAUGAGACAGUGCAGGCCGUGGUGUCCAGGAUCCCCCCUGAGGUGGCUUUCAUCACUCUGCAGUUCCACACGCAGCACCGCAACGCCACGCUCUCCUACACCAGGAUGCCAGGCCUGGGUCUCUCUCUGACGGCAGUGGACUCGGGGCUGCUGUCGGCUCUCCUGCCGAGCCAAGUCUCCCUCUCCCUGUUCCUGUCUUCUCCUGACGGUGAAACUGUGGCGGGCACCGGGGUCAUCCUCCCGUACUCCAGCACCGACCCGGUCCCUGGAGCCUGUAACAUGGAGUUCAACCUGGACAUUGACCCGAACGUCUAUAUCCACUACAAUCUCUAUGAGACAACGAUCCGUUUUGCACCAGCAAACUUAGGAUAUGAGAGGGGAGUAGCUCCUCCGGCCUGCGACCAGUCGACAGAAGGCAACACGCGCUGGCGGCUUCAGUAUGACGUCUACCAGUACUUCCUGCCUGAGAACGACCUAUCAGAGCGCAGCCUGUUCACCGCCAUCCAGACCGUGGCCGACAUCCAGGGCAUGAUGGAGAACGGAAAGCGGGUCAUGACGCUGUCAUCGUCCGAUUUGAGCACGGCGGUGUUCAACUCCAUCCCCGGCCAGGGCGUCAUCUACUCCGUCAUUGUCAGAGACCCGCUGCUGAACACCUCGGCCUCCUACGUCCCCGUCCACACCUACGCCUGCAGCUUCGCUUCCACUCUGGACGGCUGUCAAACACUGGGAAAGGUAUCUACAAAGAUUUUUUUCACCAUCGCUGGCUUGGCAGGUCUGUUUGUGUGCUUCUGUGGGCACAGAUUCUUCAAAUGUGAGCUGUUCUGUAUGGGAUUCAGCUUUGCAGCGUUUUUCUUCUUCGUGCUGAUCACAAGGACCACAGGCCUGGACUAUAACAUCUGUCUGGCCCUGUCGGCGGUCAUCGGCGUGGUGGGCGGGGUCCUCCUGGUGAUGAGCUGGUGGCGGUUCGGUUCGGUCAUGGCCUGCAUCAUCGUGGUCGGACUGAUGCUCGGCUUCCUCAUCGCCUCCACUGUCCUCUUCACUCCUCUGGGUGACCUCGAUGUGUUCAGGCGCUCUGACGCCGUUUUCUGGGUGACGUUCUGCUGCAUCAUGAUCAUCGUUCCGCUCUUCUUCGUGCGCUGGCCCAGAGAGGGAAACAUCACCACGUGCGGCGUCGUCGGAGCUUACGCCGUCAUCCUCGCCGUCAACGCCUACAUUUACACCAGCCUGUCCUACAUCACAAUGAACAUCCUCAAACGCUUCCUCAACAACAACUUCAGCGCGAUGUUCACCGACGUGCCCUUCCAAACCAUCGACUACGUCAUGAUCACGGUGUGGGUGGUGCUCGGCGUCAGCGGCAUCGUCCUGCAGCUCUACCGCGAGCGCUCCCGGCCGUUCUUCCCGCCCAGCCCGUACCUCAUGUGGCUGCAGGAACGCGAGCGCCGCAAGACCAACGUCCUCGACCCGAGCCACCACUUCCCCCCGCUGUCCAACCGCCUCCUGGCCAGAGUGCGGCAGCUCACUGCGCGGACGGAGCCGGUCGGAGAGCACACGCCCCUGCUCCUGUAAGCCUCGGACGCCCCCAGCGGCGGAUUAUUUCACACACAGUCGGGGUCUGAACCAGGGAGGUAAAGAUCCCUGGGGUGCAUAUUUGACCUCAGAGGCUCAGACUAAGAGAGGUACGGCUCCUGACCGUCUCAGAAACGCAGCAUAAACAACCCCAAGAGGAACUGUAUCACUGACGGUCUACAGGUGGAUUUUAAUUUUUUAAAUCUCACACGUACAAAAAGGUUUUGUACACAGACUGACGCCACUUCUAUUUAACACUUAAAUGACAUUUUAACUUGUCGAGAAGAAUUAACUUUUGUAAGAGCUGAAACUUAGCUGUCGAUGCUUUACGGUAUCUGUUGCUUCUGUUCAUUUUACUGUUUGCACUAAAGUCACAAACUACUAACCAAUGACAGCACGAGGCAUUUUUACCUGUGGAGAGUUCGGUUCAUUCAGCGACAAAAUGUUGUCGCCCAGCUGGCAUCUUGAAGAGUGCGUCCACUCAGAACUUGUUUUUGUAGUUUGGUUUUAAACCUAUCGCUCAGGCCUGAUGAUAAAAAUACUGUGUGACCUUAAAGUUGAUUUAAAUCUUUAAAACUCUGGCUCCUCCUAGUGCUGCUGAUGGCCUGAAUGAAAACAACCAAUCAGAGCCAAGAAAGAUAGUUAACUUUUGAGUCUCAUUCCAAGGUCGUCAAAUAUCGAAGCUGGGAAUGAGACUCAUCAACUAUCUUGAAGUCACGAACCCAAAGAGUCUUUCUGUCUUCAGUCUGGCUCUGAUUGGUUGUUUUCAUUCAGGCCCAGUGGAUUCUUGCAGAUGCCAUUCGGAGCACUAGGAGGAGCCAGAGGAACCUGAUUUUUUCACAGAUUAUCUGUCUCAUGUGCUACUGACAGGAUAUAGUGAAAGUUUCAGAAAAUAUGACAGAAAGUUAUCUUUAUAAAAAUUACCGACUGCAGCUUUAAAGGAUUUUUGGUUCUAGACUAAACUCUAAAUGUGCCAUUUAUCCUUGAAUGUUUUCAGUCAUGACGGGGUCAGUAAAGUGAGGAUCUGUGUCGCAAGCAACAAAACAAAAACUGACAAAAAGUAAAACACAAUAUUGCACAGUUUUUAAAAUGUUUGCCUUUUCACAAUAAGAGAACAUAUUUUUCUCCUCCUCUGCGUUCACUCACUCAGAAGUGAUGUUUUACCCUCUUGCUCACUGUCCGCUCAGUGUUUUUGUAAUUUGCACACUCGAUUUUAACGUAUUUAAUUCUUCUCUGGCUCUGAUGGUGCUGAUUGAUUGUUAGUCUGUUAAAACUCAUGUGCCAUGACUCUUCUCAGGGUUUCACGCUCAGCUUUUAGACCACAAUGCACUGAGGCAACUGAUGAAACCUUCGACUCUUCGGCCUGUGAGCCUGUAAAUGUCUGUGUUUCAUUCGGCUACCGAGCUAAACUUCACUUUUUCAGAAAAAAAACAAAAAAAAACAAUACGCAGACUUGUCUCAAUUGUCAUUGAGGUCAAUUGUAAUGUGUAAUUUAACAUGUUUUGAUAUUUAAUAAAUGCCUACAGGUGAAAA
Molecule: messenger RNA, 3438 nt
Organism: Dicentrarchus labrax (European seabass)
Lineage: Eukaryota; Metazoa; Chordata; Actinopteri; Moronidae
Gene: tm7sf3
Product: transmembrane 7 superfamily member 3
Exons: 12
Coding region: 214-1905 (563 amino acids)
Source: RefSeq, a predicted model, not a curated record